AUGGAAGCCGCAAACUUUGACUAAUACGAAAAAACCCUUACCGAACAACAAUUCCUCGGUGGACAACUACCAACCUCUGCUGACAAAGAAGCUUACGAUUUGUUGAAGAACACCCCACCUUCAGUUGAGUCACACCCUCAUACUUUUGCCUGGUUCGCUCUCGUUCACAGAUUCAACGAAUCAGUGAGAGCUUCAUGGGCUGCCGGUGCUGCACCAAAGGGAGCUGAGAAGAAGCAAGCUGCUCCAGUCAAGAAGGAGGAACCAAAGAAGGAGGAAGUAAAGCCCGCCGCUGCUAAUGAUGAUGAUGAGUUAGAUCUAUUCGCUGAUGAAGAGCCAAGUGAGGAGACUAAGAAGCUUCUUGAAGAAUCAAAGAAAAAGGUUGAGGAAGCUUAAAAGAAGAAGCCAACAGUUAUUGCCAAGUCAUUCAUUCUCUUCGAAGUUAAGCCAUACGAAGCUGAGACUGAUCUUGAUGAGCUCUUCAAGAAGAUCCUCGCAAUUGAAUUAGACGGUCUAGUCUGGAAACAAGAUUGCAAGAAGGAACCAAUUGCCUACGGAGUCUACAAACUCAUCGUUGGUUGUGUCGUUGAAGAUGACAAGGUCUCCGUUGAUGACCUCCAAGAGAAAAUUGGAGAAUUCGAGGAGGAAGUUCAAUCAGUUGAUAUCCUUACCUUCAACAAGAUUUGA
Molecule: messenger RNA, 684 nt
Organism: Stylonychia lemnae
Lineage: Eukaryota; Ciliophora; Spirotrichea; Sporadotrichida; Oxytrichidae
Source: the annotation of a GenBank genome assembly